Molecule: messenger RNA, 1272 nt
Organism: Penicillium macrosclerotiorum
Lineage: Eukaryota; Fungi; Ascomycota; Eurotiomycetes; Eurotiales; Aspergillaceae
Product: rRNA-binding endoribonuclease
Exons: 2
Coding region: 1-1272 (423 amino acids)
Biological process (GO): ribosomal small subunit biogenesis; maturation of SSU-rRNA
Cellular component (GO): preribosome, small subunit precursor
Molecular function (GO): RNA endonuclease activity
Source: RefSeq, a predicted model, not a curated record
AUGGCAGACCCCUUAUCAUCUCCACCCAAGCCCAUCCACACCAUUGUGUUGGAUGCUGGCCCCAUAAUCAAAAAUACCCCGCCGCUCUCUACUCUGCUCGCUCAAUGCGAAGAGAUUAUCACAACGCCGUCUGUGGUCAACGAAAUCCGCGAUCCCGAUGCCCGCGCCCGUGUGGAGACACUCUACCUGCCUUUCCUGAAGCAGCGGACACCCACUCCCAAGAGUUUCAAUGUCAUCAGCGAAUUCGCACGAAAAACCGGCGAUCGCUCUGUGCUGAGUCGAGUCGAUAUUGAGGUGCUGGCACUCGCCUAUGAGAUUGAGUGCGAGCGCAACGGGGGAGAUUGGCGCCUUCGCAGUGUACCUGGUCAGAAGCGUGUCAAUGGCAAGCCACCUGUCAAGGAGGAGGAGCAGGAGAAGAGCGAAUCGACUGAUGUGGGUGCUAUCGCCGAGGGUAUCAAGGAGACUACAGUGACCGAUACUGUGGAGGAGUCCAAAGAGAGCGAAACCGCUGUCCAUGACGGAGAAGUUAAGACCGACGAAAACACUCCCGUCGAAUCUGCUGCUGUUGAACAGACUGUGGAGGAGGACAACGAACCCGAAGACCAAGACGAAGAUGAUGCUGCCGAUUCUGAUGGUGGAGAAUGGAUCACACCCUCUAACUACAAGAAGCGGCUGGCCCGCGAUGAGGCUGGUGCUGGAUCCGAUGGAAAUCAGCCGAAGACGAUGCAGGUCGUGACCAUGACGACUGAUUUUGCCUGUCAAAAUGUGCUACUUCAGAUGAAUCUUAAUCUUCUGUCGACCACAACUCUGCAAAGAGUUCAGCACCUGAAAUCGUUCAUCAAGCGCUGCCACGCCUGUUUCCUUACUACUAAGGAAAUGAACAAACAAUUCUGUCCUCGAUGUGGCAAGGACACCCUUACUCGCGUUUCGUGCACCACCACUGCUAAUGGCCAAUUCACCAUGCAUUUGAAGAAGAACAUGCAGUGGAAUAACCGGGGCAACCGCUAUAGUGUCCCCAAGCCCGUCGCCGGUAGUGCCAAUGGCAAGUGGAAGGGCGGCGGUGGACAAGGCGGAUGGGGCACUGAGCUCAUUCUCGCCGAGGACCAGAAGGAGUUUGUUCGUUCCACAACCGAAGAAGAACGGCGUCAGCGCCGAGAGCGCGACCUCAUGGACGAGGAUUAUUUGCCAGGUAUCUUGACUGGCGAGCGCAACAAGUCUGGUGGCCGUAUCAAGGUCGGCGCAGGACGUAACGUCAAUUCAAGAAAGCGCUAG